Conger conger (European conger) is the source of this 693-nucleotide messenger RNA. Its product is annotated as cytochrome c oxidase subunit 5A, mitochondrial-like. The coding region runs from base 89 to 514 and encodes 141 amino acids. The transcript is spliced from 5 exons. Gene Ontology annotation, cellular component: mitochondrial inner membrane. Lineage: Eukaryota; Metazoa; Chordata; Actinopteri; Anguilliformes; Congridae. The record is from RefSeq and is a predicted model, not a curated record. Gene Ontology annotation, biological process: mitochondrial electron transport, cytochrome c to oxygen.
CAGACGCAGUAUCGCCUUUCCGUUGCAGUGCCCUUCUGUACCGUGCCGUGAGUGUUCCUCCUCAGUCUAUCUCCCGCCGGCCCACAAAAUGUUCAGAGCCGCAGUUCGACUUUCAGUCUCCGGGGUUCGGAGUUUGGCACGACCACGGGCUUCAUAUACCGCUCCGUUGGCAUCCCGCUGUUACUCUCAUGGCGGCCAAGAGACGGAUGAAGAGUUUGAUGCCCGCUGGGUCACCUAUUUCAACAAGCCCGACAUCGAUGCCUGGGAGCUAAGGAAAGGCAUGAAUACUCUCAUUGGUUAUGACCUGGUACCAGAACCAAAGAUUAUCGAUGCAGCAUUGCGAGCUUGUCGAAGGUUAAAUGACCUGGCCAGUGCUGUCCGUAUCCUUGAGGCAGUCAAGAAUAAAGCUGGCUCUCACAAAGAUAUAUACCCAUACUUGAUUCAAGAACUCCGGCCUACUCUGGAUGAACUAGGCGUCCCCACACCCGAAGAGCUCGGCAUCCACAAAGUAUAGGCUCCAACACAUUGGGUCUUCCUGAAGACUUCUGCUGCUGUGACAUUGCAGUCGCCCAAUGCACUUGAAGUCUCAGCCAUGUAUACAUAUGUUUCUGUGAUAUUUAAUUUGGCCUUUGUUUUGUCCUGUUGUGUAUAAAUAUUGAUGGACCUAAUAAAGGGAAAAAUAUCUUUGAGGAA